Molecule: messenger RNA, 2624 nt
Organism: Oreochromis aureus
Lineage: Eukaryota; Metazoa; Chordata; Actinopteri; Cichliformes; Cichlidae
Product: sodium- and chloride-dependent GABA transporter 2-like
Exons: 15
Coding region: 37-1776 (579 amino acids)
Biological process (GO): sodium ion transmembrane transport
Cellular component (GO): membrane
Source: RefSeq, a predicted model, not a curated record
CAGAGGCAUCAUUGUCUGCACCCUGAACUUUUGGAAAUGAUGAAAAGAAAAUCUACGCAGAGAGACACACAGCCAGAGGUGGAGGAGCGAGGACACUGGGGAAAUAAGGUCGAAUUUCUCCUUGCUGUGGCAGGAAAUGUUGUCGGCCUGGGGAACGUGUGGAGGUUUCCCUACCUCUGUUACAAAAAUGGAGGGGGUGCAUUCCUGGUGCCAUAUCUGGUAUUUGUGGUAACCUGUGGUGUACCCGUGUUCCUGCUGGAGACAACUAUAGGGCAGUUCACCCAGGAGGGUGGCAUUACCUGCUGGAGGAAGCUUUGCCCACUAGCAGAAGGGAUUGGCUUUGGUGGACAGCUAAUUCUCUUCUAUAGCUGUAUGACCUACAUCAUUAUUCUGUCCUGGGCUUUGCUCUACCUCGUGUUCUCCUUCAGCUCUCAGCUUCCUUGGGCCUCCUGCAACAACUACUGGAACACAGAGGGCUGUGUAGACUUUUCAACACAAAAUAACACCGUCCACUGGACCAACCAGACAAACUCGACCUCUGCAGCCACCGAAUUUUGGGAACGAAGAGUGCUGACGAUCUCAGGGGGCAUUGAGGAAAUAGGCAGCAUCCAGUGGGAGGUGCUGUUGUGCCUCAUUGCUAUGUGGAUCGUCUGCUACUUUUGUAUCUGGAAAGGAGUUAGAUCUACAGGAAAGGUGGUAUAUGUCACAGCUACCUUCCCCUAUGUGAUGUUGUUAAUUCUGCUGAUUCGUGGCCUCUCUCUUCCCGGAGCAUUAGAAGGAGUGAUGUUUUAUCUUCUGCCUGAACCCUCACGACUAAUGGACCCUCAGGUGUGGAUGGAGGCUGGGAGUCAGAUCUUCUUCUCCUACAGUAUCGGUGUGGGUUCCCUAAUUGUGCUGGGAAGCUACAACAAAUACAACAACAACUGCUAUAAAGACUCUCUGAUGCUGUGUUUGCUGAACAGUGGUACCAGUGUUGUAGCUGGUUUUGCUGUCUUCUCAGUGCUGGGAUUCAUGGCUCAUGAGCAAGGCGUUCCCAUUGCAGAAGUGGCCGAGUCAGGUCCAGGCCUGGCAUUCAUUGCAUACCCUCAGGCUGUAGCCAUGAUGCCCCUGCCUCAACUGUGGUCCAUCUGUUUCUUUGUUAUGCUCAUUCUCUUGGGUCUGGAUACACAAUUUGUUGCCAUGGAGGUGGUGAUGACGUCCUUCAUCGAUAUGUUUCCCAAAGUGUUGCGCAGGGCCGGUCGAAGGGAGAUUUUUCUCCUUCUCUUCUGCCUAAUAUGCUUCUUCUGUCAGCUUGUCAUGAUUACUGAGGGAGGGAUGUUUGUGUUCCAGUUGUUUGACUACUAUGCUUGUAAUGGAGCCUGCAUCCUCUUCCUAUGUGUGUUUGAAACUCUGGCACUGGGUUGGAUAUUUGGGGUAGAUAAGUUGUAUGACAUAAUAAAGGACAUGACAGGAACACGAGCCAACUACUUCUUUAAACUCUGCUGGCUCUACCUCACACCACUGGUCUCACUGGGCUCUUUUAUAUGUUCUUUAAUCGAGUACCAGCCUCUGACCUUUAAUCGGUGGUACGUCUACCCAUCCUGGGCAUAUGUGAUGGGGUGGGUACUGGCCCUCUCCUCCAUCCUGCUUGUUCCAGGAUGGGCCCUGUAUAAACUGGGCACUGGCACUGGGACUCUAAGUCAGCGUUUCCAUCAUCUGUGCCAGCCUAAUCUUGAAAAUUUAGAGAACCAAAAGAGGGAAACUGAGCUAGAGACCAUCAGAGAACUUCUGCAGUAGUUCACACUCAACUGAUACAAAAGAUGAGACCAAAGUGGAGAGCGGCACAUUUGGAGAAAACCAAACAGCAGAGCAGCACAAACACCAAUUACUCUAGCAAGAAUUCAAGACAACUGUUCAUAAACAAACGUCUGCAAAUGUCAAUGAACUGAGGCAAUUUUGUAAGAAAAAGUGGACCAAAAUUCCUCCACAAUAAUGUGAUCUCCCUUUGCAACCGAUGCCACAACUGCUGUUAUGGGCCGAUGGAGAGGAACACAUAUGUUUGUGUUACAGAAUGACACAGAAAAUGCUGCUGCAAUUUGAUAUCAUAUGAAACAUAGCACUAAGUGGACAGAGGAUUAUUUCUGACAUGGUACCUAUCAAACAAAAUCCACACAAUAAACAUGAAUGUUGCUCUGUGUGCACACUGCUGAGAAAAGAUGGGGAGAGAAGAGAGAAGUCAUUGUGUCUGAUCGAUGUUGAAGUGUGACUAAAAGCCUGAAACACUGGAACCCACUCUCCACACCUUUAAAAAGAAAACAAGAUGUGUACUUGUGUGUGGAUUCUCUUUCUAAUCUUUAGUUCUGUUCCAUAUCAAUAAAAUACCAAAAUAAUUCUGGAAUAGGAAUAUGGUCUGGAUUCAGAGUAACGACUGAGUAAAGAGCGACAGGACAGAGCCCAAGUGUUGGCACUGCACCCACCAGUCUUCUAAUAACAUCUCUCCUUUCACUGCAACCUGUACAAUAGUCUUGCAAUGAAAGAUGUUGAGGGUGCUUCGCGCUCACCCCCUGGGGUAGCAGCAAGUGCCUACAAUCGGUCCCACACAGCCAGUGGCGGUCCUAGCGUGUUUGGCGCCCUGGGCAAACACU